This is a messenger RNA of Soboliphyme baturini, 426 nucleotides long. NCBI's taxonomy places the organism in Eukaryota, Metazoa, Nematoda, Enoplea, Dioctophymatida, Soboliphymatidae. The record is from the annotation of a GenBank genome assembly.
CAAUUAACGCUUUCGAUUCAACCGCAUUCAGGUAUUGUACAGCUGAUGCAGUGCCAAUAUCAACGAGGAUGUCUCUACAGAUUGAAGGCGCUUGGCAAACGGCAUUCUAUGGACAUAACCCUUGAGGGCUUUCAUUCGUGGAUGUUUCGCGGGUUGACGUUCCUGCUCCCAUUUCUGGUUAUGGGCUACGCUUUUCAACUCUACAACACCUACGUUCUGAUAAAGAUUUAUAAUACUUACUCUUGCGUGGAGUGGCAGACCUUGGCAUUGGCUGCCGUUUUCGCUUUAGUGGCCGUGGGCAACAGUGUCACGACGGCCCAGGUCUGUUACCACAAAUUUCGUGAGGAAAGGGUUGCUUCGGCGCAAGAGAAGAUCAAACGAUAUUUUCAAAUGAACAACAACGGCGAUGAGCUCAAAAAAGAAUAG